AUGGCCAAGUCAAAGAACAACAACACUAAUAAGCUUUCUUACAUUUCAGUCCCUUCUCAGAUAAUCAAUUCUUUGUCUUCAUCUUCUUUGCAAUCGCUCCUUCUUUCACCUAAGAAAUCUUCAAGGAGUAAAACCAGGUACUUGAGCUGGUUCACCAACUACAGGAGCCCAAAGUUCUGGGUUUUAUUUCUGUUUCUCUUUGGCUUUCUUGGUAUGCUGAAGUUGGGAUUCAACCUUGACCCUUUGAUCCCAUAUUCUCCAUACCCAUGUACCACAAGUCAGUUACAGAACUUGGUCUCUAAUGGGUAUUUAAAAUCACAUAUGGCUAUUGCUUCAAAUGGUGAAAACAGUCACCAAGUUGAGGUUUUCAACAGUGUGAGCCAUUCACAGCCGUUGAUUUCAAGUGGGAAUUUGAAAUCAGAGGUGGGUGUUGAAGAAGCUGAGCAAAGUGAGUUUUGGAAGCAACCGGAUGGUUUGGGGUAUCGGCCGUGCUUGGCCUUGAGCAAUGAGUAUAAUAAAGCUAGUGUAGGUAUUGUGAAGGAUAAGACAAAAUAUCUGAUUGUUGUUGUUUCUGGUGGGAUGAACCAGCAAAGGAAUCAGAUUGUUGAUGCUGUGGUUAUUGCUAGGAUUCUUGGGGCUGCUUUGGUUGUUCCCAUUUUGCAAGUUAAUGUUAUUUGGGGAGAUGAAAGUGAAUUUUCUGAUAUCUUUGAUUUGGAGCACUUCAAGAAAGUUCUUGCCAAUGAUGUUCGUAUAGUUUCUUCACUGCCAUCGACACAUAUAAUGACAAGGCCGGUGGAGGAGAAACGGACUCCCCUUCAUGCUUCACCUAAUUGGAUUCGGUCACGUUAUCUCAAGCGGAUUAAAAGAGAAGGGGUUUUGCUUCUAAGAGGCUUGGAUUCAAGACUCUCUAAGGAUCUUCCAUCUGAUCUUCAAAAACUUCGAUGCAAGGUUGCCUUUCAUGCAUUGAGGUUUGCUCCUCCAAUUUUGGGAAUUGGUAACAAGCUUGCAGAGAGGAUGAGCAGUAAGGGACCUUACCUUGCCCUUCAUCUCAGAAUGGAGAAGGAUGUAUGGGUGAGGACUGGUUGCCUACCUGGUUUGAGCCCUGAAUAUGAUGAGAUAGUAAACAAUGAGAGGAUACAGCGGCCAGAGCUCCUAACUGGAAGAUCAAACAUGACGUACCAUGAAAGAAAACUUGCAGGUCUCUGCCCCUUGAAUGCCUUGGAGGUGACCAGGUUGCUUAAAGCUCUAGGAGCUCCAAAAAAUGCAAGAAUAUAUUGGGCUGGAGGGCAUCCAUUUGGUGGAAAAGAAGCCUUGCUGCCAUUAACAGGAGAAUUUCCCCAUUUUUACAAUAAGGAAGAUCUUGCUUUGCCCGGUGAACUAGAACCUUUUUCAAAUAGAGCUUCUGUCAUGGCGGCCAUUGAUUAUAUAGUUUCCGAGAAUAGUGAUGUCUUCAUGCCGUCUCAUGGGGGAAAUAUGGGCCAUGCUAUCCAGGGCCACCGUGCCUAUGCUGGCCACAAAAAGUAUAUAACUCCAGACAAAAGGCAUAUGCUUCCAUAUUUUCUGAACUCUUCUCUCCCGGAAGCAGAGUUCAAUAGGAUCAUAAAGGAAUUGCACAAAGAUUCAUUAGGGCAGCCAGACCUCAGGACUAGCAGAGCUGGAAAAGAUGUCACAAAGUAUCCUGUUCCCGAGUGUAUGUGCAAUGAUUCUCGUACUCAUUCGUAUCUUUGA
Messenger RNA from Prunus armeniaca (apricot), 1728 nucleotides. The record is from the annotation of a GenBank genome assembly. NCBI's taxonomy places the organism in Eukaryota, Viridiplantae, Streptophyta, Magnoliopsida, Rosales, Rosaceae.